Nestor notabilis (Kea) is the source of this 1008-nucleotide messenger RNA. Its product is annotated as transcription factor COE3. The annotation marks the transcript as partial. NCBI's taxonomy places the organism in Eukaryota, Metazoa, Chordata, Aves, Psittaciformes, Psittacidae. Gene Ontology annotation, molecular function: RNA polymerase II cis-regulatory region sequence-specific DNA binding; DNA-binding transcription factor activity, RNA polymerase II-specific. Gene Ontology annotation, biological process: regulation of transcription by RNA polymerase II. The transcript has 8 exons. The record is from RefSeq and is a predicted model, not a curated record.
GAUUCUUUCUAAAGUUUUUCCUCAAGUGCAAUCAGAACUGUUUGAAGAAUGCAGGCAACCCGCGAGACAUGCGAAGAUUCCAGGUUGUUGUAUCAACAACAGUCAAUGUGGAUGGCCACGUGCUGGCUGUCUCAGACAACAUGUUUGUACACAACAAUUCCAAACACGGGAGGCGGGCUCGCCGCCUUGACCCCUCAGAAGGUACGGCCCCUUCUUAUCUGGAAAAUGCUACUCCGUGCAUAAAGGCCAUCAGUCCUAGUGAAGGCUGGACUACUGGUGGGGCUACUGUCAUCAUAAUCGGAGACAACUUCUUUGAUGGCUUACAAGUCGUAUUUGGAACUAUGUUGGUCUGGAGUGAGCUGAUAACACCCCACGCCAUCAGAGUUCAAACACCACCACGGCACAUUCCAGGAGUUGUUGAAGUAACUCUUUCCUACAAAUCCAAACAGUUCUGCAAAGGUGCUCCCGGCCGGUUCGUCUACACUGCACUUAAUGAACCAACCAUAGAUUAUGGUUUUCAGAGGUUGCAGAAAGUUAUUCCACGACAUCCAGGUGAUCCCGAAAGGUUACCAAAGGAAGUAUUACUUAAGAGAGCAGCAGACCUUGUUGAAGCCCUAUACGGGAUGCCCCACAACAACCAGGAAAUCAUCCUGAAACGAGCAGCUGACAUUGCUGAGGCGUUAUACAGCGUGCCACGCAACCACAACCAGAUCCCCACUCUAGCCAACACUCCCGCUCACACCGGCAUGAUGGGAGUCAACUCCUUCAGCAGCCAGCUCGCCGUCAAUGUGUCCGAAACCUCGCAAGCCAACGACCAAGUAGGUUACAGUCGCAACACAAGCAGUGUUUCCCCGCGAGGAUAUGUUCCCAGCAGUACUCCUCAGCAGUCCAAUUACAACACAGUCAGCAAUAGCAUGAAUGGAUAUGGCAAUGCCGGCAUGCCCAAUCUAGGUGUACCAGGUUCCCCUGGAUUUCUUAAUGGCUCCUCAGCUAACUCUCCUUAUGGCA